AAAAAUGGCCGGCGCUGCCGCGUACUUCCUGUACUUGUCAUGUGAUCUUAUCCUAAGGAGAUGAUGACAGCGGUUUAACCAAUCAGAAAAGAGAGGGGAAUUCGAAAUGCGUCGCCAGCUGCAAACGGAAGAGGGUGAGUGGGAGAGGAAUGGAUUUUGCCCCCGGAGAGCAGUGUGUGUAAUGAAUAAUAAUGAUUGUGAAAACAUGACUUUGCUUUCUUCUGGCAGUACUAGAGAGUCUUCUGUGAAGGGAGAUUAUAUUAUUGAUAUUCAAAUCAAUACUAAUAAAGGAAGGAGUUUCAACAAUUUGGGAGAAGAAAUGUUGCACCCAGGCCAUCAUCCAACUGAUCGAGAGAAGAAUAGAACAUUUAUCAUUUCUGACUGUAAAAGUGUUGCAUCUCCAACAACACUAAAACCAGAGACUAAUUUAAAGCUUCAAAGAAGGGAAACUAUUGCCAAGGGGUCUCCUCAAGUGGAACAGGGACUAGACUGCAAUGGCAUUCAGUCAGACGAACCUGACAAACGCCUGACUUUACAGAGGAGGAUGAGAACUGGUUCAAUUGAAAAAGAAGACUCCAACAAGAAUCCUAAGUUAGGUGUUAAUGUCAAGACUGUUGUAGAAAAGCAAAAUGUGAAAUAUGGUUUACCACCAGCCAAAGCAGCCAGCACGGAGUGCUCCAGUCAGCCUGAAUUCAGAAGCAAGGGUUUAUGUAGCGUAAAUGGAAAACUGUACCAACCAAAAUCUAUUUUAAACAGCUUAAAAGUUGAAAAUUUGCACGUGAAUGGCACAUCAGCUGAUGUAAGGCUUCAGACUGUCAAGGCCACAAAGGGAAAGGAUUUUAUGAACAGUCCAAAUAGUUUGGGGCAUGACUUUGUAAAGGCAUCUGUACCAAAAAAUGGGUGUGUAGAUAAACAAAAAACACCAAAGAAUGGGGCCACUGGCUUGCUGAGGUCUGCAUCGAUCCGUGAUAUGAGGAGCCCUGUGUUAACCCCAAAGCGCCCAGUAGGAACUCUACCUGCUACCAAUAGGAAGAACCUUAGUACAGUUGACCAUGUAGAGAAGACCCUGGAAGCCAGUUUUCCACAUGUGAAAGAUGAGACUAGCAGCAUAAAUCCUAAUGCUGAGGAUGAUCCCCACAAGGCACAAAACUGUGCAGUGACUGUAGCAGUGAGAGUGAGACCAUUCAGUACCAGGGAAAUAAAAGAAAAUGAUAUACAAGUGGUCUCUAUGACUGGACAGGAGACCGUUGUACAACACCCUGAAUCCAAGCAAACCCACAGAUUUCAAUAUGACUUCUCUUUUUGGUCCUUUGAAAAGUCCAGUCCCAACUAUGUAGAUCAAGAAAAGGUGUAUGAGAAGCUGGCUGUACCUCUGCUCGAGUGGUCUCUCCUGGGAUACAACACCUGCUUGUUUGCCUAUGGUCAGACUGGAUCUGGAAAGUCGUAUACUAUGAUGGGUUUUGAAGAAGAAUUAGGAAUUAUACCAAGGUUUUGUGAGCAUCUGUUUUCCCGGAUCCAGAGCACAAAGCAGCAGGUGUCCUUCCAUAUGGAGAUAAGCUACUUUGAAGUGUACAAUGAGAAAAUACAUGACUUGCUGGUUUUCAAGGCAGAAAAUGGACAGAAGAAACAGCCACUCAGAGUCCGGGAGCAUCCAUUGUUGGGACCGUAUGUGGAAGAACUUUCGACAAAUGUAGUAUCUUCUUAUCAAGAUAUUCAGAGUUGGUUGGAGUUGGGGAACAAGCAGAGAGCAACUGCCGCUACAGGAAUGAAUGAUAAAAGUUCUAGGUCUCAUUCUGUGUUUACGCUCAUCAUGACCCAGACUAAGACGGAGAUUGUGGAUGGGGAAGAGCAUGACCACAGGAUUACUAGCCGGAUCAAUCUUGUUGACCUGGCAGGAAGUGAGAGAUGUACAUCAGCAAAGACCAGUGGAGAACGUCUCAAGGAAGGAGUCAGUAUCAACAAGUCACUGCUGACUCUAGGGAAAGUGAUUUCUGCUCUGUCUGAUAGCUCCCAAGCACGGAAGAAGGUUUUUAUUCCAUACCGAGAAUCUGUCCUUACUUGGUUGUUAAAAGAAAGUCUGGGAGGCAAUUCUAAGACUGCAAUGAUUGCUACAAUCAGUCCUGCUGUUGGUAACAUUGAGGAGACUCUCAGCACAUUGAGAUAUGCCAAACAGGCUCGUCUCAUCAUAAACAUCGCCAAGGUGAACGAAGACAUGAAUGCAAAACUGAUCAGAGACCUAAAAUCUGAGAUAGAGAAACUAAAAGCAGCUCAGCUAUCUGCGAAGAAUAGAGAUUCUUCCAAGUAUCGUCAUUGUCAUCAGGAAAUUACAUCGCUAAAGUUAAAACUGAGCCAGCAAGAGAAGGAGAUGUCUGAAUUACACAGGGUCUGGAAGGAGAAGCUCGAUCAAGCUGAACAGAGGAAGAGAGAGGAGACGAAGGAAUUACAGAAAGCCGGGAUCACAUUCAAGAUGGACAAUCGUUUGCCUAAUCUGGUAAACCUCAAUGAAGAUCCCCAGCUCUCUGAGAUGUUACUGUAUAUGAUAAAGGAAGGGAAGACAACUGUCGGAAAAUAUCGAGCUGGCUCAUCCCAUGACAUCCAGCUGUCUGGAGCUCUUAUAGCCGAAGAUCACUGUAUCAUCACAAACAUUGACAACACAGUAUGUAUAAGUCCUUCUGGAGAUGCUAGGACAUACGUUAAUGGAAACCAGAUUUCAUCUUCAACUGUACUGCAUCAUGGUGAUCGUGUGAUUCUGGGAGGAGAUCAUUACUUCAGGUUUAAUCACCCUGUAGAGGUGCGACGAUUAAAGGCACCAGCUACAGUUUCCAAGCUAUCUGCAGAAGGGCCCAAGGAUUUUGACUUUGCAAAGAAUGAACUUCUCAAAGCCCAGAGGUCACAGUUGGAAGAAGAGAUUGAAGAAGCGCGUUUAAGAGCAAAGGAGGAAUUGAUGCAAGAAAUCCAAAUUGCAAAGGAGAUGGCACAACACGAGCUCACCUCCCAGAGGUCUGCCUAUGAAGAUAAGAUUAGAGCUUUAGAAGUGGAGCUGAAAGAGGAGAGUCUGAGGAAGCAGCAGCAGGAGAUGAGUAGUCAAAGAGCAGCUAGUAAGAUCCAGGAGCUGGAGGAGGUGAAGAUGCACCUUCAGCAGGAGGUCCAUAUCAACAAAAAGCGACUGGAAAUGGAGGCUAUUGCAACCAAACAGGCAUUAGAAGACCACAAGAUUAGACAUGCCAAGAUUCUGCAAGCUCUAGAAGACGAGAAACAAAAAAUUGCUAAAGAAGUGCAGAUGCUUCAGCAAGAGAAGAAUAUCAGUGGCAGGAAUGCAUCUGUUAAUCCAACAUGGAACUCCUUGAAGCUCUCGGUGAUGAUUCAGGAAGCAAAUACCAUCAGCGCCAAGCUUCGGAAACACACUGUGUUCAGUAGACGUGAUGUGACGAAUAAAGAAAACCUGCCUGGAAAUGCUUUAGAAAUCCAGGUCAAAAAUAUCAAGCUGGGCAUCGUAAUGUUCUGGAGCGUGGAGAAAUUUGAGUAUAAACUGGCUGCCAUGAAGGAUUUGUAUGAGAAUAAUGGGAGUACAAAGGAUGAUGAUGAUGUGUUUUAUGAUCCUGGAGAUGAAUGGGAGCCAGAUCUAUCAAAAUCAUCAAUAUCCAAUUUCUCAAGGCGCAGAAGUAAAAGUCUGAUGAGGAAUAAGAGGAUUUCUGGAUGUCUGUAUGAAAUAAGAGUUCAUCCCAUUCAAAGCUUACAGUCUGGACAUUCAUCAGGUUUGAUGAAUAAAUCCAGCAGUUUUCUGAGCAAGUCCAGCAGCAGCGUGUGUUCAAAUCCCACUGAUUCCCAUCUCCCUGGAAUCUGCAAGGACCUAAUAGGAUCUGCACUGGAUUACCUUGGCCAAUGUCAUGCAGACGAACGAAACCUUGCCGACAGUCUGAUCCACUGUGUACAGAUAGUGUGUACUGGAGUCCAUGCUGUGUCUCAGGCAUAUGAGCAGCAGGAUGAGGACAGCACUGAUGCUUUGUUCUUGGUUAAUCAUGCGGCUCAAACACAUAGCGUGCGGCUGACCUCUGCCUUUCAACAGCUGGUUGUAUUAACCAAACAUUGGUUGGAGCUUUUCCCAGAUAGUCGGGAGACUUCAAAGGUUGUGGAUAGCUUGGCCCUGUACAUUAAAAAGCUGGGAGGAUACCUGCAGCUGCUCUUACAGGGCUGCUGCUCUGAUAUAUUGGCCAUGGUUACAGAGGCAAAAGGAAAAGCCAAUCACCUAGUUGAGCAGAUACUACAAAGCAUUGGAAACCUGGCUGCACUGACUGCCAUUGAUUUGCAUCUUCCAGAGGAGGAAAGAACAGAGGAACAUGGUCUCCAGAAGUCUAUCACUGACAUACUGUACAGUGGGAUGCUUUUUGGAUUAGAAAGCCUCAUUGACUGUGGAUUGAAGGCUUCAGAUGGGAUGCAGACAGAUAUUCAGAGAUGCUGUGUUCAUGAAGAGGUUCUUCUAGACCUCAAGAAGAGUUCUAACUCUUUAGCUUCCUUCAUCCAGAGCAGUCUAAUAAGUUGUAAGAAGCUAAACCUGGACAUGCUGAUCCGAGACUCUGAUGUUAGUGUUAGGCACUCCCUAUAUACAGGGCUGUGGAAUCUGAAAAACGGUGUGGAUUUACUGCGGAACACAGUCAUUUCACUGCUGAAAGGCUCAGACACAGACGCCUCACACAUUCUCUCCUCACUGAAUGACAUUAAUUCAUCUGCAAGUGAAAUAAACAAAAGCUUUCUCGCAUUGUCAUUGCAAGUGAUCAGCCUGACAGAGCUUAGAGUCUUGUCAGAAGCUCUCUCAGGUGCCCUUCACAAGAGAGACUGUGACCAGCCUUCUGUACGCUCGUCAGAUGCACUCACUUCCUGCGUGUUCUCCCCAAGCAGCAUACAAUGGGUGUAACACUCAUUUACUAUGUAUAAUAAUAAGCAUUAUAAACGUAAUACGGUUUUACAGAAAUUUGCACUGCAUGCUUGCUUCAUCUGUAUAGAGAUAACCUUUUUGUAUAGCUCUUGUGUAUAUAUGUGUUUGUUUGUUUGUUUGUUUGUUUUUGUUUUUUUUUUUUUUUUUUCAUUUUUGAACCAUAAAGUCAUAUUUAUAGAACAUAAGAUUGACAAGAAUCCCUGCUAUAUGUGGAUAUCUGAAUUCUAAUGACCUUUCUUGGUGUAUAUGUAUGUGCUCUGCCAGCACAGAGAGGGAAUAAAAUACUGUACAUGUGUAAAUAAUGUAACUGCUCUUCACAUGUUGCCUACUGCGCUCUUUAUUUAUACUGUGAUAACGCCUAUGGGAAAUAAGAAGAAAAAAAAUAAAGCAUUAAAACCUC
Molecule: messenger RNA, 5333 nt
Organism: Pseudophryne corroboree (corroboree frog)
Lineage: Eukaryota; Metazoa; Chordata; Amphibia; Anura; Myobatrachidae
Gene: KIF14
Product: kinesin family member 14
Exons: 30
Coding region: 107-4912 (1601 amino acids)
Biological process (GO): microtubule-based movement
Molecular function (GO): ATP binding; microtubule motor activity; microtubule binding
Source: RefSeq, a predicted model, not a curated record